Cyclopterus lumpus (lumpfish) is the source of this 2459-nucleotide messenger RNA. RefSeq names its product peroxisomal biogenesis factor 3 (gene pex3). The record is from RefSeq and is a predicted model, not a curated record. Gene Ontology annotation, molecular function: protein-macromolecule adaptor activity. Bases 155 to 1243 code for a protein of 362 amino acids. Gene Ontology annotation, biological process: protein import into peroxisome membrane. Lineage: Eukaryota; Metazoa; Chordata; Actinopteri; Perciformes; Cyclopteridae. The transcript is spliced from 12 exons. Gene Ontology annotation, cellular component: peroxisomal membrane.
UCUGUAAACCGGAAGGUGUUGCUGUUUACGUUGCUCCGACAGACGUUGGCUCUUCUGACAGUUAGCAUGGUGGCGAGAAGUUCCCAACGAGCCGAACACAAAGUUUAAAAAGUACCGCGUGGGGUUGUAGUUUGUGAACCUUCAACUUUCCAGGAUGUUUUCGUCGGUCUGGAGUUUUAUUAAACGCCACAAGAGGAAGUUUAUUUUCACCGGCGUUGUAGUUGGAGGAGUUUACGUCCUGGGUAAAUAUGCCCAGAAGAAGAUGGGCGAGUUCCAGGAGAACGAGGCGACGGAGUACAUCGCUCAGGCCCGACGGCAGUUCCACUUCGAGAGCAACCAGAGGACCUGCAACAUGACCGUGCUGUCGAUGCUCCCUUCGCUGAAAGAAGCCGUCGUCAACCAGCUGAACUCAGAGAGCCUCACCGCUCUCCUCAAGGCCAAACCGGCCAACAAGCUGGAAAUCUGGGAAGAUUUAAAGAUCAUCAGUUUCACCCGCACCGUGGUGGCGGUCUACAGCACCUGCAUGCUGGUGGUUCUGCUGAGAGUCCAGUUGAACGUCAUCGGGGGGUACCUGUACCUGGACAACUCCGCGGGCAAGAACACCGCGAAUCCUCUGGCUCCUCCGGAGGUCCAGCAGCAGUACCUGUCCAGCAUCCAACACCUACUGGGAGACGGUCUGAUAGAGUUGAUGACGGUCGUGAAGAAGGCGGUGCAGAGCGCUCUGGGAGGCGUGUCCCUGAAGCAGAGCCUGUCUCUGCUGGAGCUGGAGCAGCAGCUGAGCUGGAUCCGGGCGGAGGUGGAGGCCGGCUCGGAGCGGCCGAUGUCCUGGUACAUGCUGGCCGACGCCGAGGACGCGCUCGCCGACCAGGCGUGCGGUCUCACAGAAAACGACCUCGCGACCAUCCGACUGUUGAACGAGACGAGAGACAUGCUGGACAGUCCAGACUUCAACACCGUCCUCAACGCCACGUUAAACCGCGGUUUCUCUCGACUUCUCGACAACCUGGCCGAGUUCUUCCGCCCGCCUCCUGGUGACUCCGCCUCCAGCUUUGCACCCGACAGCCUGUCUGCAGUCAGUCUGCCGCUGGCCAAGAUCAUCCCCAUCGUCAACGGUCAGAUCAACUACAUCUGCAGUGAGACGCCGAGCCACUUCGUCCAGGACCUGCUGAUGAACGACCAGGUGAAGGAGUUCGCAGCCAACGUCUACGAGACGUUCAGCGCUCCACACGAGCUGCAGAAAUAACCGGCCAAGCGUGAGGAGGAGGAGAAAAGAGGGAUGGAAAACAUUCAUCCCUCUUUCCUUUCUGUGAUCUCUCUUCUCCUCCGAACCCCCCGAAGACUUUUCUCUCUGCGACGGCAGAAAUAACGAGUCCUUCCUGUGGAUUUUGAACCUGGCGUGGGAAGAAGAGACUUAAAACCCCUCGGACCACACUGCAUUCUGGGAAGUGGAGUCUUAUCUACUCCCGAGAGGUGGGAAACAAACGCACGAACCCGAAAAAAGCGCGAUGAAGGAUCGCUCGGCGCCGUUCUCCCGUUUCUUCAAACGAGGUGACAGAUUUUUUAGGAUGAUUUUUUUUUUCCCCCUGUUUCUAUCAGCGGACGUGAUUUCUGUUCUCGAUUUACUCGAUUUGCUCUUUCACAACUAAAUUCAGGUGUCAGAGGGAUGCGUUGGACCGAUGGCGCACGGUGGUGUUUGAUUAAAUAUGUUUUUGGUGCUAAACCAUUUUGUUUUUGAUUAGAAAAGAAAUUAAAUUAAAUUCGACGGCUUGUGAGGUACAUUUUGGUAGAUUACAACUUUUAAAAACACGAUAUAAAGAGUAAGAUCAAAUCGUCAUUGUGGAAUCGAUGCACACAGCGGCGAUGUGAAGUUGUACCUGCGGUUCUUCUUUUGGCCAGAAGGUGUCGCUGUUCUCCCUCUGUUGUCCUCCUCUGGGCUUCAUUCCAACACAGUUUCCUCCUGUGGAUUUACACCCUAAAACUACAGUAAUGGCCGCACUGAUGUUUUUUAAAUUGUUUUCCUCACAAAUGGGAGAAUAUAUUAAUAUAUGUUUACACCGCUUCUUUUAGUUGUUGUUGUUGUUGUUGUUGUUGUUUUUCCCACUAGGUCUGUCUGGAUGUGACUAAUCAAAUUAAGCCAAAACAAUAUCUGGGACCGGUGUGAGUCGUGCUCCGGAAAGGGGGGAAAAAUAAUAACAAUAAUAAUAAUAAUAAUCAAUCCGCUGAAGUCCAGGGAUGAAUGCAUACAGCCGAGUCAAAAAGUUACGAAACGCACGCUCCCCCACGUCUGUGGAGACGACGGUGGUCAGGUGACGGGUUUCGGCUCCACCGAUUGGCCGCCGGGGCAACGCGGCCGGAAUGUAAAUCUCUGUGCGUAUUAAUCGAUGCGAUGCCUUUUCGAAGCGUCCUGUGUAUGUUUGUAGAAAUCUAUUGAAGAGAUAAUAAAGUAUGAUUUAAAUAUA